This is a messenger RNA of Girardinichthys multiradiatus, 1567 nucleotides long. It is a transcript of the gene il17d, whose product is annotated as interleukin 17d. The transcript has 2 exons. The coding region runs from base 286 to 891 and encodes 201 amino acids. Gene Ontology annotation, cellular component: extracellular region. Gene Ontology annotation, molecular function: cytokine activity. The record is from RefSeq and is a predicted model, not a curated record. NCBI's taxonomy places the organism in Eukaryota, Metazoa, Chordata, Actinopteri, Cyprinodontiformes, Goodeidae. Gene Ontology annotation, biological process: inflammatory response.
AUUGAAUUGUGGCGAACGUUAAUCCUUGCGAUACAAUGGAUACGAUGAGCCAAAAUGUUUCUGCUAUUUUCCUGGCAGCGCGCCUGUGACUCGGUUUGUUUGUCUGACCUAGACUGGCGCAUCAACGCUCCGUGAACGCAUCACAAAUGGCUCCUGGGAAUAAAACAGCGUAGAAAACUCACUGCUGAGUUCAGAUCCUAAGACAAGAACGACGAGGUGCUCUAAACUGUGCGACACGUGGUCUGACUUUUGGCGCAACAAAACGCAAAAAAAAAAAACGCAGCGAUGCAGCGUCGGAUCUGCGUCCUGCUGCUGCUGCCGUUGGUGCUGCUGCCAGCCUGGCCGUCUCUGCCGGCCAGCGUUCGGAAGAAAGCCAGCAGGACUCGACCUUGUCUGGACCUGCCUGAGGAGGUUUUGGAGCAGAUGUUCGGAAGGCUCUCGGUGGGGGUGAUGAGCGCCUUCCGCCACGCUCUGCAGCUGGAGCCCCGGGAUAAACUUAACCUCACCUGCCCGACCGCAGCGCCGACCCUGACCGACACUAAGACCCGCCUCCCGGUCAACCUGCGGAGCAUCUCCCCCUGGGCUUACAGAUAUCCCCGCUACAUCCCUGAGGCCUACUGCCUGUGUAAGGGCUGCCUGGUCGGGCCGUACGGGGAGGAGAGCCAGCAGUACCGCAGCACUCUGGUCUAUGCUCCCUCCGUCAUACUGAGGAGAACUGGCUCCUGUGUAGGUGGACGGCACUCCUACUCUGAGAUCUACGUCUCUGUGGCCGUGGGAUGCACCUGUGUGCCUCUGAUGGAGAAAGAACGAGAUGGUCGGAGCAGCAACAAGAGCCUAGAGGGAGGAAAGCCCAAAGCUAGAAAGAUGUUCUCUCCUGGGAAGAAAGCCUGAUGGAGGGAGGACACAGGGACAUCAGACCUUUGACAGGCAGAAUUAUUAAAGUAAGGACUCUGGACUUCUUUUCAAUUGAAACAUAUAACACUCUUUGGUUUUUAACCUGAACUUUAACCCUUGGACUUGAAAAUGACAACUUGGAGGACUCCAUUUGUAAAUUCAGAAACAACUGGAGGUAACUGGUUGCAGCAGAUUUAUUUUGGGAUAUCAGACUGAGGGAACUUAAAAUAUAUGCACUUUAAAAAAAUUAUUUUAGUGAAUUUGCUUUACACUGAGCUAAGCCUCCGUCUUGUUUUUUUCUAAAUUAGAAAUAUUUUAGUCCAACCUGUCUUUGUACAACGUUAGGAGACACAUCUGAAUGCCCCGAUCAAUGCUGCCAUCUACUGGUUCAAAAAGUAGCUACAGCUCAGUCAGCGACUCUUAUUAAACCUGAGAAAAACACCAAGGUUUCAUUAAAACAUCCUAACAUUAAUUAUUUCUGUCUUUCUCUGCCUCUUCAAAAGGAACAAUCAAAAUUUGUAAAUCAUUUGUUUUCUCACAGUACAACUGUUAGGAAUAACCUUAAUUAAAAUGCUCAUAGCUGUUUUUCCCUUUUAUACUAUAGUGAAAUAAAUAUAAGUUCUAAUGUUUCCCUUUUCUUACAAUAGGAUAAGAAGCUCAUAGACAUACAGCA